CAACCGUCUGAACCUUCGUCAACCCCACGCAAUCCCCUCGAUCUGCAACUCUGCUCUGUAUAUAUUUGUCCUUUCUACGUUGCGUUUGAUCUCCUUUCCUCAAUCCAAGAAAUGACAACAUCAACAUGACGAAUGAACGCACCCCACUUAUCGCCGUGGUACACACGCGGCCUGCAAGAGACCGGUAUCCGCAUCACACUCUCCGCUACAUCUGCACGAUACUUCUGUCAGGUGUUUUGUUCCUUGGAAUCGGCGCUGUCAUUCUCGUAUUGACCGUUUUCACUCCUAAUAAGGAAGAAAAGGAAGUGCAAGCACCAUGGCAUGCCUAUCUGCCCGGCGCCUCGCACGACAUCCCCGCAUCAUGGCCCAAAUCGAGCGGGCUUGGUUACAAAGACCUUCAAUCGAUCCUCGUGAACACGCCUGACGCAAAGAAGACGCGCGAAUGGAGUAAAUACUACACAUCCGGGCCUCAUCUUGCUGGCAAGAAUUUGAGCCAGGCCGUCUGGACGAAGGAGCUUUGGCAGGAAUUUGGCGUGGAAAACACCCUGAUCAAUAGCUAUGAUAUAUAUGCGAACUAUCCUAAGGGUCACAGGCUGGCACUCUUGGAGAAAACUACCCAAAAGGGCGACGAGGACACACACAGCGACGGGAAGACAUCGUGGAAAAUCAAGUACGAGGCGGAGUUGGAGGAAGAUGUCCUCGAGGAGGAUAGCACUAGCGGCCUAGCAGACCGAAUUCCUACCUUCCACGGAUACAGUGCUUCUGGCAACGUUACGGCGCCAUAUAUCUUUGUCAAUUACGGCACCUACCAAGAUUUCGAGGAUCUCGCCAACAGAAAUGUCAGUGUCAAGGGCAAGAUCGUGCUUGCAAAGUACGGAGCCGUCUUUAGGGGUCUGAAGGUAAAGAGGGCGCAGGAAUAUGGAGCAAUUGGCGCCAUCUUGUACUCUGAUCCCGGCGAUGAUGGAGAGAUAACAGAAUUGAAUGGCUAUGCACCCUACCCAGAGGGCCCAGCACGUAACCCUAGCAGCGUCCAGCGCGGUAGCUGCCAGUUUCUCAGCUUCGCACCUGGUGACCCUACAACACCUGGCUACCCUUCCUUACCUGGAGCACCUCGACAGCCCGUCGACCACGCGAUUCCCUCUAUACCUUCGAUCCCGAUAUCUUACAAAGAUGCUCUCCCGCUUCUGAAGGCGCUCAAUGGGCAUGGCCCCAAGGCUUCCUCAUUUGGAAAAGGAUGGAACACUGGAGGCCUCGGAUACAAGGGUGUGAAAUACAAUAUUGGCCCAUCGCCAGAUGACCUUCUCCUCAAUCUCGUGAAUGAGCAGGAAUACGUCACAACACCUAUGUGGAAUGUUAUCGGAGUCAUUAACGGUAGCAUCCCCGACGAGGUAGUUAUUCUGGGUAACCAUCGUGAUGCUUGGAUCGCGGGUGGAGCAGGUGAUCCAAACAGCGGCUCCGCGGUGCUGAACGAGGUCAUUCGAGGAUUUGGGAAGGCCUUACAGUCAGGCUGGAAACCGCUUCGAACUAUCGUUUUCGCGAGCUGGGAUGGAGAAGAGUACGGCCUUCUGGGGUCGACCGAGUGGGUAGAAGAGUACGUGCCGUGGCUAAAAGCCUCCACGAUAGCGUACCUCAACGUUGACGUUGCUGCCUCUGGUCCUGAGCUUGAAGUCUCUGCGGCACCUCUCCUCAAGAAGGUGAUUUACGAAACAGUCGACCUUGUACAGUCUCCUAACCAGACUGUAUCCAAUCAAACUGUCGGUGAUGUCUGGGACCGCUUCAUUGCUCCUAUGGGCUCAGGCUCUGACUUCACGGCAUUUCAAGACUUCGCCGGCAUCGCCUCUUUCAGCUUAGGAUUUGGGCCUGGCGGCAACUCUUCUAUCUACCACUACCAUUCCAACUACGAUUCCUUCGACUGGAUGGAGAAAUUUGGUGAUCCAGACUUUUCGUACCAUGUAGCGACAGCGCAGAUCUGGGGCCUUGCCGCAUUGAACUUGAUCGAGACACCUCUCAUUCAGCUUAAUGCUACCGACUACGCGACAACUCUGGAACAUUAUGUUCACUCAGUCAAACAGACAGCUGAGGAUAAUGGACUUUCCACCGAUACUGUCAAUGAUUUGUUUAUUCCUAUUGAUAAGGCGAUCGAGCGAUUCCAGAUUGCAGGCCAAGCGCAUGAUGCCGUAGCGGCCGCCCUGCAUCAACAACUCGACGACAAUGACAUCCCGUGGUGGAAAUGGUGGGAGAAGGUGAAGCUGUACUACGCUAUACGGCAAGUCAACUCGAAGUACAAAUUGCUCGAACGUGAGUUUCUCUACGACAAGGGCCUUGACGGUCGAACGUGGUUCAAGCACGUAGUGUUCGCGCCUGGUAAAUGGACCGGUUAUGCUGGCAUUCCCUUUCCAGGCAUCGUGGAGGCUAUUGAAGAGAAGAAUGAAGUUGCGCAGAUCAAGUGGAUUGGAAUUGCAACCGAGAGAAUCGAGGGUGCCGCAGCUACGCUGGAGUAGGCUGAGGUUUUGAAAAUGCGUCUCGGGCUAUAGGUAGAACAGCAUGCAUUUGACGGAUACCCAAUAUGACAUACAGAACAAACUUUUAAAUGAAAAGAAUAUGUCUUGUCUUCGUUUUCCAGUGUUUCCAAC
Aaosphaeria arxii CBS 175.79 is the source of this 2633-nucleotide messenger RNA. Its product is annotated as N-acetylated-alpha-linked acidic dipeptidase-like protein. The transcript is spliced from 3 exons. Lineage: Eukaryota; Fungi; Ascomycota; Dothideomycetes; Pleosporales. Gene Ontology annotation, molecular function: carboxypeptidase activity. The coding region runs from base 126 to 2501 and encodes 791 amino acids. The record is from RefSeq and is a predicted model, not a curated record.